Molecule: messenger RNA, 2250 nt
Organism: Pantherophis guttatus
Lineage: Eukaryota; Metazoa; Chordata; Lepidosauria; Squamata; Colubridae
Gene: PRR7
Product: proline rich 7, synaptic
Source: RefSeq, a predicted model, not a curated record
GGAUCGCUCGGUUCGCCGCCUCGCCCGCCGCUCUCUACCAAAGGUGGUGUUGCUGGGGGCCGCGGGAUCUCUCCCAGGAAAGCCCCGCGAGCCCCCCGAACUGGGCAGGAAUUGACUGGAAACUGGCGGCGGCGGCGGCGGCGGCCGAGGGUGGAGCCAGUGGGCGGGGCUGGCAGGGAGCGAGCUAAGCAGGAGCCAGAGAAAGAAAGAAAGAGAGACGCGUGAGCGCUCGCAGCGCAGAGGACAAAGAGAGAGAGCCCGGCACCGCCCGCGUGGAGGCUGCGGCGGCCGGCCGGCCAUGGGCAAGGCGAGAGCGGGACAGCGGACCGGCCCCCCGAGCUGCCUCAUCUCUUGCUAGGUUGCGCGCCCGCCGCGCUGGACUGAAGGCUGGGGGCGGGUGGGUGGCGGGCGGGCGGCAGGGAGAGGGAUGGCUCUGCCGCCGUCCAGAUAUGGGGCUCCUGCGAGCGAUCCCUGAUUUCGGCGCUGGAAGAAACGAGAAAGCGUUCCCAUCAGCACCGCCAUCGGUUCCCCAAAGCCCUAACCUAGCAAUGGGAAGAAGUUGGGCUGGGUGCUGGUGUUACUGGUCGUGCCAACCCAAGUAUCCAAGAACUUGGGCAGUUGAAGAAAAGAGCAAAGGUCGUGUCUAUGAACUUUCCCAGCAUUCUCCUUUCCUCCAUCGGGCUCCUAUAGGGACAAGAACUCCUUCUUCUUCUUCUUCUUCUUCCUCUUCUUCUUCCUCUUCCUCUUCUUCUUCUUCCUCUUCUUCUUCUUCUUCUUCUUCGUGAAAGGCUCAAGAGUUGGUCUUCACAUCUGGUGAACCAUUUCCAUGGCCACAACUGCCAAGGGCUUACAGAAGACUGUGUGACUGAAAGACUGGCAGCACUCAGACGUCGGCUCCCGCCAGCACUGCCCCAGACUGAAGUAGCACCAACGGAAGCAUCUGUUCCAUAGUGCAGGCCAGGGAGACUGAGAGACACUUAUGGCCCCAUCGGCAUGAAUAGGUUGCAAGGAAGGCAGAGACAAUUUCACCUGCAGAAGUAAGCCUUUCCUUGCCUCUUUGCAGAAGAGACCUGAGAAAGUGGGAUCUUUCUUUCUCUCCAAGCUGGAUCUAAGAAGGACUUUAAAUUCAGAGUCUGUCAAGAGAAGCCUCUGAGGCCCUGCCCUAAUUCCCAGUGUAAAGAUGGUGAUGUCCCACGGCACCUACACCUUCCUCACCUGCUUCGCCGGCUUUUGGCUUAUCUGGGGGCUCAUUGUGUUGCUAUGUUGCUUCUGCAGCUAUCUGCGACGACGUAUGAAACGGCGACAGGAGGAGCGGCUGCGGGAACAGCACCUGCGCACUUUGGAAAUGGAGCCCUUGCAUUAUGAGGGCUAUGGGGGCCCUGCUUAUGGGGGCCCCGCCUAUGGGGGAGGUUACAUCAGAAGCCCACCAGGCAUUCCCGUGCCCCACCGACUCCGCAUUGAGCCCCACCACCCUCACCACCUCCCACCCCCAAGGCCCUGGAGCUGUAGGCAUGAGCCAGACCCAUCUAAGCCUCCAUGCUACGAGGAAGCAGUGCUGAUGGCUGAGCCACCACCACCAUACAGUGAAGUCCUGACAGACACACGUGGCUUAUACCGCAAGAUCAACGCUCCCUUCCUGAGCCACGAGCAGCCUGAGAAGCAGGAGCAGCCUCCCAGCUAUAAGCCCCUUUUCCUGGAUCGGGGCUACGGCUCAGCCCUCCACCUGCCAAGCUCAGCCGGGCAGGGCCCCACCUGCACCAACCUCUACUUGGAGUCGGAGCACUCACAACGUAUCUUCCCAAGCUGGACAGACUCUGAACUCAGCACCAGAGACAGCUACGAGCCCGGGCCCUGGCAUCUGCCCGUCUCAAUGCCUUUAUUUGGCAGGACUACGGCAGUGUAGCGUGCCAUACUGCGACCUACGUGGGACUCUGGUUGCUGCAUGGAUCUGAGCAGCCUGUUCCCUUGGUCUGUGGGAGCCACCACGUCCCGUAGCCCAAGCCUUCCAGACAUGUCUGGGCCACAGUCUUCACAGCGCAAAGAUCCCUGUUGCAACUGACCUCUUUGGCCAGGGCGAGAUUGGGGCUGGUCUCCCCGUCUCCCCCACUUCCCUUUCUCUGGGCCCACUACUGGCUCUGUUGGUGCUGACUGUAAGGGGGGCCUCUGGCUUGGCCUAAACUUUGUUAAAACAAUCUUUUGUUUGUUACAUUUUGACAACAAUAAAGUUUGUGGAACCUGAUUUAUUACAAA